AUGUUGAAAACAAUUAUAUAUCCUAAAGAUUUUGAUUCAGUCUCAGGUUGGAUACCCUAUGUUGGUGAUGGAAGUGUUUUAAAAGAACCGGUAAGAAAUCUUGCAAAUGAUGCUGAUUUAGCUAGAGUGAGAGUUGUUGCUCGAAACACAAUACAAAGAGUAGCACGAGCAGCUAAUCAUGAAUUCGAAAAACGAGUAAUUCAGUACAAUAAUAUUGUUGAGAAUAAUAGGUGGGGUAAUUACAUAAAUUGGAAAUUAUAUCCUUUAUUGGGUCUGUUGGAAGAUAGAAAAGUUUCCAUAGGGUUACCAUAUAAAAUUCAUCUACAAAGAGAAAUCAACGAUGAUAAGAUAUUUUUUUGCGGCGGAAUAUCUGCCGCAGUCAAAGCUGCCAACGCAAAGAAAGCAGCUGAUCCUAAAGCCGCUGAAGAACGUAGACAUAAUUUAAUAAUGGAAAAGGAAGCAAAAGGUUCAGGAGUGGGAGAUAUGAUAGGCACAAUAAAAUAA
Molecule: messenger RNA, 504 nt
Organism: Lottia gigantea (owl limpet)
Lineage: Eukaryota; Metazoa; Mollusca; Gastropoda; Lottiidae
Exons: 2
Coding region: 1-504 (167 amino acids)
Source: RefSeq, a predicted model, not a curated record